AUGAAAGGGACCAGACAUUUUUUUAUAUGGCGUGAAGAUCAUUAUUUAGCCCAAGGAGCAUCCAAACCAAUGGGCUAAAUUGUAGCGAAUUGUUUCAUAUAAGAAAAAGUACGCAAUAUUUUAUCAGUACGAAGUUUAUUUUGUACUGAAUAUUUUAUCAAUGUAAGUCAAAUCAGAAAUAUUAACAGCUGUUUUUUGCAUGUUGAUUGCUGUAUUAUAACUUUUAGUUUAUAAACUUAUGAAUGAAAUGAUAUAAUUAGAACUGAACUUCAGUGAUAUGUGAUAAAGCUAUCCUAAAUAAAUAAUACCCUACACUGUUAGACGAAAUGUUGGAAAUUUAAUUUUAUAAUAUCUUUUGUUUUUUUGUAAAUAACUUAUCCUUAUUAAUAUGAAAAUAAUAUUUGUUAAUAAAUCUUUAGUUUCAAAUAAGUUUGAAAAAAGUGAUGUAAAAUUGUAUUUAAGAAAUAAACAUCUCGUAACAAAGUAAUGUAUUAAUUCCUCCUUUGAACCUGUACCAGUUACGAACUGGCACAAUUUUCGAUUUUGUUAAAAACUGCUGUCUGUCAUUCUGGUUUGUUUAAUUUAGUUCUAAAGAUCAUUCUUAUAGAAUUUCUAACUUUGAAAAUGCAGAGGAUUUCUGAGGAAUUGGUUAGAAAAAGAGCGGAACACAACAAUUGUGAAAUUGGGACUCUUGAAGAGUUGUCUCUUCAUCAAGACAAUCUUGAUAAACUUGAGCAUUUACAACACUGGUGCAAAGAUUUAAAAAUUCUUUUGCUGCAUAGUAAUCUCAUAAGUAAAAUAGAAAAGCGUAAAAUUCAAAAAAAAGAAAAAGAGGGAAGUCUCAUAUUAUCAGAAGAUAAGGUUAAAGGAGAAUUCAAUGAUGAACAACGAAAAAAUUUUUGGGAGUCCUCUAGUGAAAAUACACCUGAAGAUAGGAUUCAAAUGGCAAUCAUGUCUAAGAAGACAAAAGAAACACCUAAACCAUCAAGAGAAUUUGAAGAUCCAAGAUAUGUUAGAAAAAGAGUAACAAAGCUUUUUGAUGAAAAUGGAAGGCCAUAUAAUGUCAAUGAAGCAAAUAUUCCCUUCAGACUGGAAGAUGACUAUUUUGGUCAUUGUUACAAACUUGAUUUAGCAGUUUAUAGAGAAUAUCUAGAAGUGGAUGAAACCAAGCUAAUAAAUAUUUCAAAAAUGCUACAUAUUGUGAAAAAAGAUAAGAAAGAGGAUUUCAUUGAUGAUCCAGAAGUUCCACCCCUUGAAUAAAAGAAAAUGUCACUCACAUAAGAUAUAGUAAUUGAAGUUAAAAUAUAAAUUAAAAAUAGUUUUCCAACUUCUUAGAAUUUCUAUGAAUGGGAAAAACCCUAAGAAUGAAUUAUUAAAUAGUGUAAUUAGUUCUUAUUCUAAUUUUUGUUUUCUUGUACGGUUAAAAAACAUUUCAUUUUAUUAUGGAUUAACUUCCAAAUUAAAUAUUAUUUGUUAAUUGUUAAUUUUAGUUUAAAUUUAUUUCUUAUUACAACAUUCAUUGUAAUUUAUAUUUUUUUACUUCUAUAUAAAAACAUAGAAAUGUUAUUUAAAUAUUUAAUGAUUUUUCAACCAUUAGCUUUUUUAUGAGUUAUUUUUGUCAUACUAAUCUUAUUCAGCUUAGAUACUUAAAUUUUGUAGAUGUGAGUGAAUUUCAUUUUCCUUUGCAUUCACUAAUUCACAUUCUAAUAUAAGUUGAAACACCGCCUGACAAGUUUUAAAGAAAAUGAGUCAGAUAGCUUACUGGAUAAAGCCAGAUUGAACUAUUAGAAAUAUAUAUUUCUAAGACAUUUCGAAUGGAAAUAUGCUCUAAAUGAUAAAAAUGCCAUUGCAAAAACUUAGGAAGUUUUUAAAAAACCUCUGUUACAAUUGGGAGAAUUGAAUUAGGUGAUGUUAUAUAAGACAACGAGAAAUCAGUCUAAAAUAAUUGAGCUGCACAUUAAUGAUUCAUCAAAAAAAUGUUUUUUUUUAUAUUAUAUUUUUUAAAUUACAAUGAAAAAGCUUACACACUGGCAAAUUUCUAUUCUUUUAGUAAAUAUAUUUGAAAAUGGGCUGCGAAACACCAAGUGAAUUUGAUGGGCUGUUAUCUUCUUCGCUGAAGCCAAUCUCAGAACUGUUGUUUUUUUAUCUAUGUUAAGAUUCACUAGGCAACAGAGGGGAAAAAAGUGGUUGAAUAUGAUUUAGAUUUAGGUGAUUAUAAAAUUGAAAUAUUUGUCAUAUGGCCUUAUAUCAAAGUAUAUGUCAUUUUAAAAACUUGAGAAAAAGACUAUUUUUGUAACAUAGCUUCAAUUCAAACCAAUGCUAAUGAUCUUUUUUCCAUGAUUCAACAUGAACAUUCUUUUAAAAAAAUCACUAGAAACAGUUAGAGUUGAACCUUUAAAACAAAAAUAGGCCUUUUCUCCACUUUUUUCAAAUGAAAGAUGUCUGUCAUUGGUAUGAGACCACUCAUAUAAUUAAUAUUGUACUGUUGGAAUGUUCAUGGUAGAGGAUUUCACAAUAAGAAGAGAUUUCAAAUAAAAUGGGAUGCAUGAACUGCUUUUUGAAGAAUUAUGAUUUGUCAUUAGUUUCUUCAUAUGGACAUUUGUGAUCAAAAGCUAUUUUUCUCAGAUAACAUUAUUUUUUUCGAUCAUUGAAUUUAAUGAAGAAAUAACAAAGAUAUGGCGUACUGACAAAACAGUUGAUUGGACUAGUCAGAAAUCUUGUUAACAUAUCAUUACCAAUUUGUUUGAAAUAAAUGAUUGUAAUAAUAAUGAUAGUAAAAUAAACAUUUACUCAUCAAAUAAUUUUUUUUUAAAAAACAACUGCUAUUGGUUUAACUAUUUAUUUUAUUAAUAAUAAUUAAUUAGAUAAAAAAAUAUUACAGUUAAAAAGAAAAUUGUAAUUUAUACAAUUUAGCAUAAUAGUUUGUGCUUAUACAGUGUUUUAUGUUGCAAAUAAAUCAUUUCCAUUAAUAAAAGAAUAAUUGUGACUAGAGUUAAAUGAAACAAUAUAAUGAAUUAAAAAUUCAAUAGUGGUGUUAAAAGGAGAUGACUAUGAUAUAUAAAUAUAUAUAAUUUUUUAGCAACAAAACAGUAAAGAAACAUUAAAUUAUAUACAUUGCUAUUGAAAACAAUAUCAAUUUAAUGUCUAAUAAAACUUUUUUUUUUUAAAGUAGAGAUGAUAAAUACCCUUAUGUAUAUAAAAUUUUGAUAAAGCAGUAUUUUUAAUAAUUAUUUAUUCUAUUACAUACAUAAUAAAACAUGCAACCUUUUAACUGCAAGUAUAUAAUACAUAUAUAUUUCUAUAGUAUAUUAAUUUGUUCUAAGAUGAUAAAAAAAAUCUAGUAUAUGUAUAUGAAUUUUAGUGAAAAGAUAAGCAGAAGCAUAAUAAAAUCAUGCUCAAGGCACAGAUUAUAUACAAAAAGCAAUAAUAAACCAGUUCAUUACAAUGGUUACAAGCUAAAAUUAACUUUAAACAAUAAUUUUAAUAAAAAUCCAACAAUGAUGAAUAGUUUUCAGAGGCCGUUUUAGAAAUAAUAAAACACAAAAUUUUAACAUUCCAUUUUAUAAAAUCCUAGUUUAAUAUCAUUAAUAUUCUAUUUAAUUGAAAUUAAUGUAGGAACAACAUAUGUGUAUGUAUAUACAAUUUCCUUACAUCAAAAGUUCAAAAAUAUUGUAUAUAUAUAUAAGCAGGAAUCCUAGUAACAUUAAUUGAUUACAAUUUGAGACAUAAUACCACAACAGAAAUAAAUCAAGAACUGCUAACAAAGAACAAUAAUUUAUCAGAUAAAAAUACAAAGGCAAAAUACUCCUCAAUGUAAGAGAUGAAAAAUGCUGGCAUAAUUGUAACAAUAAUUACUAAAUUAAAAACUAUAUUUGUUCGAUACUCAAUGUCAAUAUUUAAAAUUGUCAUGUUUUCUAAAAUAAAUGUCAUCCAUCUCCUUUCAACAUAAAAUAAGAGAUUUUCACAUUUAGCAACACCCAAACUAUCCAACAUAACAACGCUAUUAAGAGAAAGUCUACAGCAUCUAACAUUAAAAAAACAAAAAAAACAUACCUUGACCAAACAAUUUUUACAGCAAUAUGUAAUCACAUUAGAAAAAUGUUUAAAAAAAUAUAUGCUGUAUUAAGAAAUAUUUUUAAAACCGAUAACUUUAAAGUUGUGCAUAUUGACAAGUAGUGUGUAUCAUAAGUAUGUUAAUCAUGUCAAUAUACAAUCAUUAUCACAAUAAUCUAUGGCCAUAAUAUACCAUUUCAGAGCAGAAACUCUUAGUCGAAUUAAAACCUCCAAUAAUUACAACUUUCAUUCUAAUCCAAAUAAUGAUAUUAAUAACAAAAAGGGUAGUUGAUCUUCACCUAGUAAGAAUUAAAGCUGAACAUGACUAUAACACUAAUGAGUAUUAUUCACUAUAAAUGAAGGAGGCUAAAAGUAGAAACUUUCAUUUGUAAUUAAUCGGAGAAUCAGUAUAAAAAAAUAUGUAAUUACUAACCAUGUUCUAAAUGUUAAUAAAUAUAUACUUAACUGAGUUAAUUAUUAAAAUCACUUUCCUUCACUACUGAUACAUUCAUAUUAUGAAGGAAGAAUUGUUUAUUGCCACCAGCAUUUUUCGGAAAUCAUUAGUACAUUUUUUUGGGGGGUUAAUUUAUUAUUAUUUUGUUUUUUAAUAACAAAGUCGCAUUUAUCUUGAAGCGAGAGGACUAGUUUUAUACGAAAGCAUCGAGAUAAAUAAAACAAAACUUGGGGAAAAAGCAUCAAGCCUCUCAUACAAGUUGUGGAAUGAAAACUUACAUUAAUGAACACAUAUGCACAAAACAUUCAUAUCACAUACACAGGCACAUAUACACUAGAGUGGCACAAUUGUCUCCUCCCCGAGCUGUUUUGCAUUGGUGGCAAAGAUGCAACGCAUUUCUUUUUUUUUAAUUAGUCUUCUCUUUGGUAGUGCACACAG
This is a messenger RNA of Nezara viridula (southern green stink bug), 4945 nucleotides long. NCBI's taxonomy places the organism in Eukaryota, Metazoa, Arthropoda, Insecta, Hemiptera, Pentatomidae. The record is from the annotation of a GenBank genome assembly.